Messenger RNA from Henningerozyma blattae CBS 6284, 2532 nucleotides. RefSeq lists its product as uncharacterized. The coding region runs from base 1 to 2532 and encodes 843 amino acids. The transcript has a single exon. Gene Ontology annotation, molecular function: 3'-tRNA processing endoribonuclease activity. NCBI's taxonomy places the organism in Eukaryota, Fungi, Ascomycota, Saccharomycetes, Saccharomycetales, Saccharomycetaceae. Gene Ontology annotation, cellular component: mitochondrion. Gene Ontology annotation, biological process: mitochondrial tRNA 3'-end processing. The record is from RefSeq and is a predicted model, not a curated record.
AUGUUUUCAAUAACGCCAGUAGUUGUUCCUAGUUCAGACACCAGAAAUCCUUUACUGUUGCUUCAAACAAAUCAUGGUGAAAAAUAUUUAAUUGGAAAUAUUCCAGAAGGCACUCAACGAUCAUUUAUUGAAAGUAAAGUCAAAUUAUCAAAAUUAAAAAAUAUUUUUUUAACCGGUACUUUACAGUGGGAUAGAAUUGGUGGCCUUCCAGGCUUGCUGUUAACUGCUGCAGAUCAAGGGAGAAAUGAUAUAACUUUCCAUAGUGGUAAUCAAUUAUUGGAUUUUAUGAUCGCUUCAUGGAGAUAUUUUGUUUAUAGGCCAAAAGUUAACUUAAAAUAUAACAUCCUUUCAGAUAAUGAAAUUUAUCAUGAUAAGCACUUAACAGUCAGAGCAUUCGUUAUAUCCCCAUAUAAUUCGUCUGGCUAUAAAAGUAGCGUACCAGAUAAAGAAAUCAUGGAUGAUGUUAUAUCCAAAAUGUUCCCUGAAAAUCCUAUUCAAAAAAGAUUUACUCCAGGUUUUGAUCCUUACUUGAACAUUUCAUUACCGUGCAUGGAAGACCAAAGGAAUUCAACAAGUUACGAAAUAUGCUUUAAUCCUAUACGGGGUCGUUUUCAGUUGAAAAAAGCUUUAGAAUUAGGUAUUCCAAAGGGCCCUUUGUUCGCAAGGCUCUCUAAGGGUGAAACGGUCAAAUUAGAGGAUGGAUCCGAGAUUAAGCCACAGCAAGUCUUAGAUGAGGACCGUAAGUUUUGCAAAAUAUUGAUAUUGGAUCUUCUAGAUGAUAACUUUGUCAACAAUGCUUUUCUAAGAUUCAGGGAAUAUGAUACAUCUGAUCUUGGAGCGGUAUAUUAUUUUUUAACAGAAAAUGUUCAUAUUAAUUCUAGCUUAAUAGAGUUUAUGGAAUUAUUUGGUUCAAAUGUUGAUCAUUUUGUUUCGCAUCCAAGGUUAUGUCCUGAUCAUUUGGUUUUUAAGGGAUCUACAAUCACUACUUUAAAGUUAAAAUCUCUACAGGUUCAUAACUAUAAUUUGCCAAGAAUUAAUGACGAUUUGGCAAAAGAAUUCUAUGAAUGCUUUAAUAAAAAUUUAGACAAUUCCUUUGUAAAAUUUAACAACUCACCGCUAAACUCUUCGUUAUCAUCAGUUAUUCCGGGAAAUAAAGUUCAUAUUUUGGAAGUUAAUAAUUCUAUUCAACUAGAUGCCUGUUCUGCCAACACGAGUCCAAAAGUGACCUGUUUAAAAUCACAUUUAGAUCACUUUGAUUGGGAAACUACGUAUAAUAAACAUGUUGUUCCCCUAAAUAUUUCAGCAUCUUCAUUUGAAAAUACUGUAAAAUCUGAAUUAAAUAUAAACCAUUUUAAUGAAAAGCCCAAUAAAGAUGUAGAGGUAGUCACUCUUGGAACAGGUAGUGCUCUGCCUUCAAAGUAUAGAAACGUUCUGUCAUCACUGCUCAAAAUUCCCUAUACUCAGUCUGAUAGUAAAAUUAUUGAUAGAUACAUCAUGUUAGAUGCAGGAGAAAAUACAAUCGGUACAAUGAGAAGGUUAUUUGACGAGCAACAAUUGUCUGUUAUUUUUAAAAAUCUCAAACUAUUAUAUUUAAGUCACCAACAUGCAGACCAUCAUCUUGGUAUUAUCUCUAUUUUAACUAACUGGUAUAAAUAUAAUAAAUCAGAUCCUAACAAAAAAAUAUAUCUUGUCAUUCCUUGGCAAUAUAACAAAUUCAUUGAAGAAUGUUUACCAUUAGAGGGACGUGAAUUGCUUUCCAGAGUCGUAUAUAUUAAUUGUGAAGAUCUUUUGUACAAUUUUUCUUCAGAUGUCUUGUCAAAGAAGUAUACCAAAGCAAACAAUGAUGGUGAUUAUGAUCAUCCUAACAAACGACGUUUGGUUGAAAGAGACCACGUCAAAUCAGGCAUAAGUUAUUCGAGGAUUUAUGACAUGUUUAAAGAAUUAGAUAUAGUAGAAUUUCAAACAUGCCGAGCUAUACAUUGCAAUUGGGCAUAUUCCAAUUCAAUUACCUUUCAUAUGGAUGAGUUUCAUAAGCAAACUUUCAAAAUAUCAUACUCUGGUGAUACUAGACCUAAUGUUGAAGAAUUCUCAAAACAUAUUGGAUUAGAUUCCGAUCUAUUAAUACAUGAAGCUUCCUUAGAGAAUAAUCUUCUGAAGGAUGCGAUUAAAAAACAGCACUGUACCAUCAAUGAAGCUAUUAAAGUUUCUAAUGAGAUGAAUGCUAAAAAAUUGAUUCUGACCCAUUUCUCUCAAAGAUAUCCUAAGGUGCCAUCCCUGGAUAACAACAUUGAAGUGUUAGCCAGCGAAUUUUGUUUUGCAUUCGAUGGCUUGAUUGUGAAAUAUGAUAGACUGGGUGAUCAACAGAAGUAUUUCUCAAUGCUAAACAAAAUUUUUAUAGAAGAACAAACAAUGGAAGAUAUUGAAAAGAGUCUUGAUUCUAAAGAUAUAUUAUCUGAUAUCGCUAUGAAAGGAAACAAACAAGCCAAAAAGGGAAAGAAAAAAAUAGCGAGCGAUAGAAUAAACGACUUAUAA